AUUAUUAUUAUUAUUAGCCUUUGCUCCUUGCAUUGGUCGCCGCCUGCGUUUGCUCCUUGCGCACACCCCUGGGAGAGAGGGGCGGGAGAGGCGCACGCGGCGGGGUUUGCAGAGGGAGCCUGGGCAGCGGCCAAGGCAGCAUCUCUCCGCCGCUUCGGGCGGGUGGGGGGCUCUGGCUGGUUUUGGAGCAGAGCCACUCGCUCGUCUGACUGGCCGCGCACUGCAAGCAGCUCUGCCUCUCCUCGUCGUCGUCGUCUGCCCCCCGCCUUCCCCCCUGAAGCGCGGCCGCAGGGAGGGGGCGCCCGGAGAGCGGGGUGCUGCUGCUGCUGCGGGGAAAGUUGCCGCUCGCUGGCGGGGAGGGAGGGCGAUGCCUUCUGAGCGCGAGCUGCCGCAGGGGGGAGAGGUCCUUUCUGCGGCCGGGAGGGGCAGAGCCCCGCGGGCGGCGGCGGCAGAAGCAGAAGCAGCAGCAGCUGCACAAGCCGGGUGCGACUGAAGAAAGAGGCAGGCGAGCAGGAGGACGGAGAAGCACCAUGCCGCCCUUCUUCCCGCGCUGGGCGCCGAGGCUGCUCCUGCUGGCCUGCGGUUCUUUGUGCCUCUACUGUGCAGUUUCAGAAGAUCCUGGUACUGAAGGACUGACUUCAACCUCCUUCGUGGAUUUCUCAGCAAUGUCUCACUUAGAGUCUCUAGAUACCAGCAAACAGCCAAACUUGGAGGUGUCAGAACCAGACCUUGUCCCCAAUGCCCUGCUAGCCUCACCUGGUUCGGGCUUUUCCAGCGAGGAGAAUGAAGAUUCCAAGAUCCUUCAGACCCAGUAUAUUUGGGAUGAUGGUGGAGACAUAAAUGAUUCCAGCUUGUAUGUGGGACAGUCAUCAGAUUACAGUUUUCCACUAGCCUCCCAGAAGGCCCUGCCUAAACGAAAUGGGACACAAGCUAAAAAUCCUUGGGAAACAUCCACUCUCCAUCAGCCAUCUGAUUCCCUUGAACCUGACUCUGAAGCUCCUUCCACCAGUGUCCUUGAGGAAGAGGAAGGAUUACUUCCUAUAAACCAGUCAAGGGGACCUCCUCAGAGCAGCCAAACACCAGGCGCUUUUCCUGAAGCACCUAGCCAGGACUCAUUGUUCUCAAUUCUUUUCUCCACAACAACCAGCAGAAUGGGUCCAGUGACUGAAACAGCUGCAGACAGGCAAGAGGAAGAAUCUGCUCCUGAACAUGUUUCCUCAGGCUUUGAUCUAGGGAGCAGUAUGGGACCCAGCCUCUUGCCUCUGUCCUCCAUUUUGUCAGCCACUCCGAAAGCACCUCAGCUUGUCUCAGAGGUCCCUGUCGAGGUUUCUUCAGAAGGUACAGUAAGAGGAGGGGGGGAACUCAGAGAACCCAUAGCAACAAUAGGUACAGUAGGAGCUGAUGUAAAAGAAGUGGAAACCACAAGAGGGGAGAGGCAAAAGCCCAUAGCAGGAGCAGAAAUGGGACAAAGAGAUUCCAUAGAAGGGACAGUGGCCCCAGAAAUGUCUACAGCGGAGAAGACAGGAGAUGAUUUUCUAAGAGCAGGAUCGCAUGGGGACAGCACUCCUGUUGCUGAGACGUUUUCUAGGUCUUCUAGCAGCCCAUCAAACCCCAGCUCUUCAGUGGGUUUCUGGGACUGGACUGAUAACCCAGCUCCUACUUCCACUUCCACUCCCAGUCAGAAUAGAACAAAGCUUCCAGUCGCAGCAACUACUGCAGCAGAACGGAGCUUUGCACUGCAAACUGAAGAUGUCCACACGGCUGUGCUGUCCACAGGAGUGCCUUGGAGUUUGACCCAGGUGACCUGCAAGGACUGGAGCAACCUGGCAGGCAAAAAUUACAUAAUCUUGAACAUGUCUGACAACAUUGACUGCGAGGACUUCCGUGUGGAGAGGGGCCUUCAGUUGCUGGCACUGGUGGAUGAUGCUUUCUCCAGGUAUGAAAAUGGAUUGCAAGGCCAAUGGUUGAUCUCCUUAAGCAAACCCAAUGAGAACGACAAACAUCUGCUAAUGACCUUGGCUGGAGAACAUGGAGUUGUCCCAACAAAUGAUGUUCUCCUGGCACUAGGUGACAUGCGGAGGAGCUUAGCUGAGAUUGGAAUUCAGAACUACACAACUACUUCAAGUUGCCAGUCACGUCCCAGCCAGACCCAUAGUGACUAUGGAAAGCUUUUUGUGGUGCUGGUCAUUAUUGGCUCAAUCUGUGUCAUCAUCAUUAUAACAGGACUGAUUUACAACUGCUGGCAGAGGCGCUUGCCGAAAAUGAAGAACAUGUCACAUGGGGAGGAGCUACGGUUUGUGGAGAACGGCUGCCAUGACAAUCCGACCUUGGAUGUAGCCAGCGACAGCCAAUCAGAAAUGCAAGAAAAGAAGCCAAGUGUGAAUGGUGGGGGAGCUGUUAAUGGACCUGAGAGCUGGGAUGUCCUCAUUAACAAGCGGGCAGGCGAAGAGGGAGAUGUGUUUGAGGAAGAUACACACCUUUAAAAGAGGAGUCGGGUGUUUCUGAUUGCACUCUUGUUUGACUUAAGGGCCAUUUGGUGAGGGUGGCUCCUCAGGAACUUAUUUUUUCAGGUUCGGAAUGGAUCUGCCCAUCACGGUCCUGAGGCACCAUCACAGUCCUGGAGUCGGAAGGGCCACCCUGAGCAGAGUGGGUGGGGGGUGGGGCGUGUUUGUGUGUUGCUGUCAGUAGCGCCAAUGUUUAAUCACUUUUAAAUGCACUUGCUCUAGUUCUUUGGUAGGAAUGGAGGAUGGCCAGGUUUGAAAAAUAAAUGGUAUCAAGGCUUAGCAUUGCCCCAGAGUGGUUUACUGAAGGAUUCGUCACAGAGGCAGUAGGCCAGUUCCGCACAGGAAAAAGUGGGUUCACAACCUGUCUCAAAAGGUACAGUGGCAGCAAGGAAAGACGGCGUAUUUCUUGUCUAGGCUUGGGAUAUGAUGCAUUAAGUCAGUCUUGCAAUUCACCACUCACCUUGUUGCCCAGCAUGAGAAACUUUUCCUUCUAGUGAAUGACCAGCAGGAUUUUCUACUCAAGCUGCAAAGUGGUUCAUAACUGUUAAGUGCUGGGCUGACAGGUGUAUUGUGUGAGCUGGUAAUUUUAAAAACUUCUCUGUAAGGUUGCUAUUUAGGCAGAACAAAUCUAUUCUGCUCAGGUAGCUGACAGAGCCCUAAUUUUAGGUGCUAGCAGGAUAUUGCAUUGCCCCUUCCCUUACUAUGACAUUUCGCAGUAACAGCACCUUUUGUGGAUCCAAACCUAGUGGAAACUGAACUGAUCUAGCUUGGUUGACCUGAAUCCAGAAAAGUAUUUUUCUAAUACAGAAUGAAUUCCUGCUAUCACCUUCACAAGUUUUCUGGACUGGCAAUUAGAGAUCAGAAUUUUGGGGCAGCAGUGGGCAGGGAAGCCAGCUGGGAAGUCUCCUUUACUUUAGUUAAUGCACUUACUAUAACAGCUACGCUGAUUGCUGCGCAAGUCUUCUUUGAUUGACCUUGAAUGAAACAGAUGGAAAACUUAAGUGUCCUCUUCUGUACCAGUGGAGUAAAUUUUGAUUUCAUCUACCCAGCUAUAUGUCAGGAAUAGGUCAGUUUAAACAAAUGAGGUUAGUACCUUAGUACAGUAAUACCUCUGGGAUCAAAACUAGGCUCAAGGGCUGCCAUAUGAAUGCUUUGUUAGCAUGCCUUGGGCAAACUAGAAUGCCCCAGGCUUCUUUGAGAAGCACUUGCAUAUGCAGAACCUCCCAUUUUCAGUGCUGAUGGCUGGUCUCAAUAUAUUUUUGCUUCCUUUUCUCCAGAAUGUUACUCCGUUACACACAUCUCAUGGCUUGUCUCACUUCAAAAGGAAAAUGACCAACACAAAAACUUGUUAUGAUUGCCUGUCUGGCUCAACCGAGUUGCCAUUAAUAAUACUUGCUCUUUAACAGAACCAUCACACACAAAGAUUCAUGUAUAUUUAAUGGAGAUUGCUGAUUAACUUGUAAUGGAAAUCUGUUAGCAUCCAAUCCGUAGCUCUCUAUGAGCACUGAAAUCUGAUCUCCCAAAGACAUAAAGCAAUCUUGUCAGCACAGUUUAAUUUCACAUAUAAAUACUGCAUAAAUCUUACAUACAGUAUUGCAAGGAUUCUUUUUUUAAAAAUGUUCAGAUGUUAGGCAACAGUAUUAGUUCCCUAGCCAAAUUCCAACUAAAAUAUUCAAUUUAUGUGAAUGUCAGGAUUGCAUUUUCUCUCUGCAGGGGAGAUAUGUGCCAGGAAAACUAUCUCUAAAUGUUUGUUCUUUUUCAUGGUUUGGAUUCUAUGCAGUCAUAUUGCUGCACAGAGCUCAUUCAGGAUUUUAGAGAUCUUUUACAUCUUCCCCUAUUUAUUUAUUUUACUCCAUGGCUUCUUCCAUUUUGUCCUAUCUUAGGGUUUAUGAGAGCAGUUAGUCAUUAUCUUUUUGGCUGUAGUUUUUUACUUGUUUAAGAUUUAACACACACAUACACUAUUUCCUCUCUACAAUGAGUUAGGUUUGUACUGUACUCAUCUUUGUUAUAUACAUGGAGCCACACUGACCUCUGGUGGUGGCUGAGUAAAAUGGAUUAAAGGAAAAAUAGUUUUGUUCUCACGCCGCCUUCAAACACACAAAAUACCAUGAUUUCAAGAUGGAAUGGUUAGAAAUGAAACUACAGGCCAACUCUACUCCAAAGUAGAUGAAAGGAAGCCAGCAGAGCACUUUCCAAUAACACCUAGAAUUAAGCUUGUGGGAAUAGUGAUGAUAGACCUUGAGUCUUUAAUCACAUGGAUUUAAAAAUUAGCAUAGAGCAAUAAUCCUGUUGGCUUCACUACUCGCCAUAUGAAAAAAUAGAGGAAAGGGAGCAAUCCUUAAUUAUUACUAGAGAUAUGUUUUACUGGACCAGCUUCUUUUGUUGGUGUGAGACGUAUGCAAGCUUUUGAAUGACGGUAAAACUCUUUAAACAGAAUGACCUCACAAAACGUUUUGAGUCACCUUCUGAUUUAAUGCAAUGUCAUGCUAUCAUAAGAUAAUUCUUUGUAAGCCCACCAUUUUGAGGACUGUAUCAUCUAGUACUGUAGAUGGUAAACCACUUUCAGACAAGGAGAUGUGUGUUCCUACAGAGAUGAGACAUUACCAUUCCUCUGUAGGAUGUAGGGUACAAGCGAGAGACAUUAAAAUAAAUGAAGGGACUGUAUAGUCUUAGUCCAGAUACUACACCACACAAUUAUCUAUGCUAAGCAUAAGAACCCACACUAUGGUUUCAGCUUCCAAAUGUACAACUCUGCCCUCAGCUUCUAAACUUCACAAAUUCGCUUCUUUCACCAUAGUGCUCCAUAGAGCAAUGUCCUUAAGUGAUUUGUCAGUGGUUUGUGAAUUCAGACAUAAGGGCAAUUAUAAUUGGUACAAACUGGUUUGCAAACCAGCUUCCAGUGUUGGUUUGAUAUAAUGGUUUACAAAGGAUUUAUAUUACGUCUGAAUAUAGCCAAAUAGUCACAAAGAGAGAUGCUUCACUCAGCUUCAUGGACUACUGCCCUUACUUGAUGCAUGGUUAUGACAUUCUAGGUCAAUAUGUAAGGAAAUGCAGGGAGGAUAUGAGAAUUCUUGGCAACUCAGCAUGGUCGUGUGGUGACAGCCUUGCAGUUUGAGAACCACUGACUCAGAAAAUAUCUAUGGGCUACCUAAUUCAACAUCUGGUGCAGAAGCCUCUCUGCUGAUUUUUCCAGCAGUGGACAAGAGUACAGAUUGCUACACAGAUGUCUCUCAGCAGGACUUGCCUCGGACACUGAUUUCUCAUGAAUCUCUGAUGAAAAUAAAGCAUACUUUUCCACUCUCUAAAACCAAACACAACUCCCUCCUCCCAACUAAAAAAACUAAUAAAGGCUGAGGAAUCUGCUGUCCUAGUUCUUUUGUUACAUGCUUGUGAAGAUAAAGCCUCCGAUACUACUAUUAGCCUUACUAUCCUGGCUCCUACACUGCUGUAUUACAUUAAGGAUAUGAAUGGGAUAGUGUGGAUCUCCAAAUCACUGCAGUGAUUCCCAAAUGAGGGAUUGAGAAUCAGCUGGAUAAGAGUGGGAUGGAUAGAUUGCAGCAGAGAGCUGCAAUGGUUGGGGAAGAAUUAUAAAUCAAUUAUUCUGAUUGAGAUGAUCCCAUUAGAAAGACAGACUGCAACCCUACACCCACAUAAAAUUAAUUGAACUUACUGAGACAUAUUUCUGAAAAAACAUGCACAGAAUAAAAUGUACUGUUAAAUUUUAAACAUUUGGGAAACGCUGCACGAUUGCUUCCUCUCAUCCCCGAGUCUUAUUUUUCUAAGGAGACUGAGAAAGUUGACCUUCAUUUGGAAAGUUUCCUUAAUAUACAUAAAAGUAGGGUUCUUUUCUUGAUGGAAAUUUUACAUACUCCAAAAUGUGAUGGUUUUAUCAUCUGUCAUUUCACUUGCUAGCAAAUGUUCCUUAGUCACCAGUAGCACUUUUUGAAAUAAAGUUUCUGGUCAAGA
This is a messenger RNA of Podarcis muralis (Common wall lizard), 6470 nucleotides long. RefSeq names its product podocalyxin like 2 (gene PODXL2). Lineage: Eukaryota; Metazoa; Chordata; Lepidosauria; Squamata; Lacertidae. The record is from RefSeq and is a predicted model, not a curated record. Gene Ontology annotation, biological process: leukocyte tethering or rolling.